This is a messenger RNA of Danio rerio (zebrafish), 480 nucleotides long. Lineage: Eukaryota; Metazoa; Chordata; Actinopteri; Cypriniformes; Danionidae. The record is from RefSeq and is a predicted model, not a curated record.
AUGUCUGGGGGCUUGGUUUCAGCAGGCAAGGAUGGGUCAAACACCCACAGUGGGUCGGGAGGCUUAGGUAACGGAGGCUCUGGCAGUUCAUUCAACCCCAGUGGGUCAAGAGGCUUGGGAACAGGAGGCACCGGCAGUUCUUCAAACCCCAGUGGGUCAGGAGGCUUGGAAACAGGAGGUACUGGCAGUUCUUCAAACCCCAGUGGAUCGGGAGGCUUAGGCUUAGCCUUAAAAAGCACUGGCAGUUCUUUCAACCCUAGUGGGUCAGGAGGCUUGGGCACAGGAGACACUGGCAGUUCUUUCAACCCUAGUGGGUCAGGAGGCUUGGGCACAGGAGGCACUGGCAGUUCUUCAAACCCCAGUGUGUCUAGAGGCCUGGGUACAGGAGGCACUGGUAGUUCUUUAAACCCCAGUGGGUCAGGAUGCUCUGGGAGGUCACAUGGCUCUGGGAAAUCACAUGGCACUGGCGGCUCUGAGUAG